Messenger RNA from Thyridium curvatum, 3138 nucleotides. RefSeq lists its product as uncharacterized. Bases 1 to 3138 code for a protein of 1045 amino acids. The transcript has 3 exons. NCBI's taxonomy places the organism in Eukaryota, Fungi, Ascomycota, Sordariomycetes, Thyridiales, Thyridiaceae. The record is from RefSeq and is a predicted model, not a curated record. Gene Ontology annotation, molecular function: polygalacturonase activity.
AUGCUUGCUACGACGGCAUUGCUUCUCGUGCUAGGAUGGCUGACUCCGCUUGCCCACUCGUACUGGAUGAAAGAUGUUGCCCAUCAAGGGAUUUCCCCCUUCAACACGGAUAAGAAUUAUCAAGUGUUCCGCAAUGUCAAAGAUUUCGGGGCCAAGGGCGAUGGUGUGAAGGACGAUACAGAUGCCAUCAACCUUGCAAUCAGCCAUGGAAAUCGGUGCGGAGGCGAGGCUCAUUGCGUCGGUACUACAGUGACACCAGCUGUAGUCUACUUUCCUCCUGGAACAUACCUAGUCACUUCGUCCAUCGUAGACUACUACUACACGCAAAUCAUCGGCGAUCCUACCAACAUGCCCGUCAUCAAAGCGGCCAAGACCUUCAAGCCCAACCUCAUCGGCCUCCUCGAUGGAGAUCAGUACACAAGCUCCGGGGCGCUCAAGUUCGGAGCCACAAAUGUCUUCUUCCGCCAGGUUCGAAACAUCGUCUUCGACAUUACCGACGUGCCAGGAGAGGCAUGUGCCAUCCAUUGGCCCUCUUCACAGGCCACCGUGAUAGACAACUGUGUCUUCAAGCUCUCGCGCCAGCCAGGAACGUCGCAUACCGGCAUCUUCAUGGAAGAGGGCAGCGGCGGCAUGCUCAGCGACCUGGUCUUCUACGGCGGCGAGUAUGGAGUGCAGUUUGGCAAUCAGCAAUAUACGACGCGCAACCUGACCUUUUACAACUCCAAGACGGCAAUCUUCCAGAUCUGGAACUGGGGCUGGACCUACAAAUCGAUCCACGCCUACAAUUGUGAGGUGGGCCUCAACAUGAGCGGCCCAGUCAUCGGGUCGGUGGUGCUACUUGACUCGACAUUUUCAGAUACUACGACUGGCAUCGUCACAGGACGGAACCCUGCCGGUCAGCAGAAGGCCAGCGCUGGCACGCUUGUCAUUGAGAGUACUGAGUUCAAGAAUGUGGCCACCCCGAUGCUUGGACCAGUCGGCCCCAUUGUCAGGAAGGGUGCUUCUGCGACUGUAGAUGUCCAUGGCUUUGUGCACGGCAAUGUCUACACCCCAACGGGGCCCAGCGUGGUCCAAUCGGGCGACGGCGGGUAUGUCAACCUCCUCACCACCCUGCAGUCUGGCAGAGGGUAUCUCGAAAUGUCAAAGCCACAGUACAAGUCUGUGCCGGCGUCGCUGUUCCUCAGCGCCCGCACCUUUAGCGCAAAGGGUGACGGAGUCGCAGACGACACUGCCGCUCUGAACGCCCUGUUCCUAAAGGCUUCGCAAAGAUUCAGCGAGGGCGUUGUGGCGUUCGUCGAUGCCGGCUACUACAAGGUGACUGACACAAUCUACAUCCCGCCCAACGUCCGCAUCGUCGGCGAGGCACUAGCCUCGGUCAUCAUGGGAGCGGGCGCCAAGUUCUCUGAUAUGCACGCUCCGUACCCCGUCAUCCAAGUCGGCAAGCCCGGCGAGACCGGCAUCAUCGAGUGGUCAGACAUGAUCGUGUCCACGCAGGGCGGCACCGCCGGCGCUGUCCUGAUCGAGUACAACCUGGCCACACCUUGGACUUCGUCCACGACCCUGAACACGCCCUCGGGCAUGUGGGACGUGCACGUCCGCGUGGGCGGGUUCGCAGGCUCCCAGCUCCAGCUCGCAGAGUGCGCCAAGACGCCGCAGCUGGACGGCCACGUCGACCCGAAAUGCAUCGCCGCCUACACGAGCAUGCACAUCACCAGGAGCGCCACGAGCCUGUACAUGGAGAACUGCUGGCUCUGGACGGCCGACCACGACAUCGAGGACUACGACAACCGCCAGAUCUCCGUCUUCGCGGGCCGCGGCCUGCUCGUCGAGUCGCGCCGGGGCCGCAUCUGGCUCGUCGGCACGGGCGUCGAGCACCACGCGCUGUACCAGUACCAGCUCGUCGACACGCAGGACGUCUGGAUGGGCCAGAUCCAGACCGAGACGCCCUACUACCAGCCCAAUCCGCCCGCGCCCUUGCCCUUCGUCGUCGCCAACGCGGCCAUCCACGACCCGGACUUUGACGCCGACUGCUUGCACCUCCCGGCCCUGGCCCCGCACGGCACCGACACCGAAACCGGCGACGGGACCCCGGUCCCCGCCCCGCCGUGCCGCAUGGCCUGGGGCCUGCGCGUGCUGGACAGCCGGCGCGUGGUGGCCUUCGGCGCCGGGCUGUACUCCUUCUUCAACAACUACAACACGACGUGCUGCAACGAGGGCGGCAGGCGCAAGUGCCAGGCCCGCAUCCUGUGGGUCGGCGCCGGCACCGGCAACGGCAGCAGCGACGGCGACGACGACGCGGACGGCCAAGGCGGCGGCGGGGGCGGGGACGUGCAGAUCUACGGCCUGGACACGGUGGGCGUGCAGCGCAUGGUGACGCGCGCGGGCCUGGACGUGGCGCGGUUCGAGGACAAUGCCGCCGGCUUCGCGGACACGCUGGCCAUGUUUCGGUACUCGGACGGCGGCGGCGCGGGGGCGCUCGGGGGAGGGGGCGCCUGUGCGGCGGGGAGCGGCAACAGGACUGUGCCGGUGGAGGGCGGUGGGUACGGGCCUGGCGUCAUGUCGGUGGCUGGGUUUGGCGGUGCCGGUGCCGGUGCUGGCGAUGUCGGGUACGUGUGCUCUGGGGACUGGCAGGCGCUGUGCGGGAUCAUGUCGCAGAAGAAGGCUACGUCUUCCUCGGCCGCGGCGGACUCUGUGGUCGUGGUGGUCAGUAUCGCGGCGCCGACGACGUCGGUAACGAUUGUGUCCACGUCGACGACGGUCAUGACGAUGGCGACGCCGACUCCGAGCGCGGAGGAGCAGACGGGCCCUUCUGAGGGUGCCGCUCCUGAUGCCAGCUCUGCGGGCUCCUCGGCGGUCUCUGGCUAUGGUGGAGGGGGGGUCGGGGUAUCGGCUGCUGGGGGCGGCACCACGACCACGACCACGACCACCCCGCCGCCGGCGGUCGAAAGCAAUGCCGGUGCCGCCUCGGGGGGUGCCAGCACGCUACUGACGUUGCUGACCGGCACUCCGGCCUGGAGCGAGAUCUUCCCGAGUGCGAGUACGGCGGCUACCGAUGGCGGGCCUGGGAUGACGCAGUCCGCGACCGCGAGUGAGCCCGCCGCCCCAGUGACGUCCGACGUCGUCUCGGCGUGUCCGUGA